This is a messenger RNA of Insectozyma verbasci, 1074 nucleotides long. NCBI's taxonomy places the organism in Eukaryota, Fungi, Ascomycota, Pichiomycetes, Serinales, Debaryomycetaceae. The record is from the annotation of a GenBank genome assembly.
AUGUCAUUUAAAAAAGUUAUAACAAGAUCUUUAAGUAAUUCAAUCAGAUUAUCGAAUUCAAUGUCUUCAAUUCCUCAAACUCAAUAUGGCUUCUUCUAUAAUAAAGCCUCCGGUUUAAAUUUGAAAAAUGAUUUACCGGUACCCAAGCCACAACCUGGUGAAUUGUUAUUAAAAAUUGAUGCCGUUGGUUUAUGUCAUUCUGAUUUACACGUGAUCUAUGAAGGUUUAGAUUGUGGUGAUAAUUAUGUUAUGGGUCAUGAAAUUGCCGGUACUGUUGCUAGUUUAGGUGAUGAAAAUGUCAAUUUUAAAGUUGGUGAUCGAGUAGCUUGUGUUGGACCAAAUGCUUGUGGUGUUUGUAAAUUUUGUCGAGGUGCAAAAGAUAAUGUUUGCACCGAUUCAUGGCUAAACUGGUUUGGUUUAGGCUAUAAUGGAGGCUAUCAACAAUAUUUAUUGGUUAAAAGACCAAGAAAUUUAGUUAGAAUUCCUGAUAAUUUAUCUUCAGAAAAUGCUGCUGCUUUAACUGAUGCUGCUUUGACUCCAUAUCAUGCUAUAAAAUUAGCAAAAGUUAAUCCUGCUACAAAUUGUUUAAUUAUUGGUGCUGGUGGAUUAGGAAUUAAUGCAAUUCAAAUUGCAAAAUGUUUUGGUGCAAAAGUCACAGUAAUUGAUAAAAAAGAACCAGCUAGACAAUUAGCAAGCAAAAUGGGUGCUGAUUUUGUUUAUGAAUCAUUACCUGAGUCUUGUAAGCCUGGUUCAUUUGGUGUCUGUCUUGAUUUUGUAUCAAUUCAAUCGACUUUUGAUUUAUGUCAAAAAUAUUGUGAACCAAAAGGUAUAAUUGUACCAGUUGGUUUAGGUGCACCUAAAUUAUCUUUUAACGUUGGAGAUUUAGAUUUAAGAGAAAUCAAUAUUCUAGGUUCAUUUUGGGGUACUUCAAAUGAUUUGGAAGAAGUUUUCCAAUUAGCUGCUGAAGGUAAAAUUAAACCAAUUGUUCAAGCUACUGAAUUGAAAAAAUUACCUGAAUUUAUUGAUAAAUUGAGAAAGAAUGAAUAUGAAGGAAGAUACGUAUUUAAGCCAUGA